Stegodyphus dumicola is the source of this 2075-nucleotide messenger RNA. Its product is annotated as alpha-1,3-mannosyl-glycoprotein 4-beta-N-acetylglucosaminyltransferase B-like. NCBI's taxonomy places the organism in Eukaryota, Metazoa, Arthropoda, Arachnida, Araneae, Eresidae. The record is from RefSeq and is a predicted model, not a curated record. Gene Ontology annotation, molecular function: acetylglucosaminyltransferase activity. Gene Ontology annotation, biological process: protein N-linked glycosylation. Gene Ontology annotation, cellular component: endoplasmic reticulum; endoplasmic reticulum-Golgi intermediate compartment; Golgi stack.
GUAAGCCGUGUGCUUCUCUCUAAUUGGCUGUUAGGAGCCAGUGUCCAAAGAGUCUCAUAUGGCAUCAAACCCUUCGCAACUGUCACGUAAAGUAACCGCUAAAAGAAAUUAUAUUUUCUUAAAUGUUAACGCUUUACUUUAGCCGAGGUUAUUCGAUUGCUCGAAAAAUUUAGGGCAUGUUUAUUCUUUGUUUCGAAGCGUUCACCACGAAUCUGACAUGUGAUAAACCCUCCAAACUUCGUAAUUUGUUGAAAAUACGCUUAUCUCAGAAAUAUUUGUGAUAAUCAAACUAUCCAAUAAAUUAAUAUCCUAAAAACUGUGAUGAAGGGGGUAUACAACCAUUAGCGAAGCAUAUUUUUUCAAAAUAAAAGAAAAGCAGUUACUGUUAUUAUUAAAUAUAUUAUAACUCUAAAGUCACACAGUAAAAGUGUAUAAAACAAUUAUAAAGCCUAUUAAUCACUAACUUUUUACUGAAAUAAUAAAUUUCCAGAUAGAAUUUUGUGCAUAUCAAUUAUAACGAAGCAGAAAAAUUAAACUGUUAAUUUUUUUCUUGGUCACGGUAAGAGAGGUAGAGAAAUUGAAGACUGUGAACUUAUUGUCGGUGAAAAAUCAGAGAACAUGACAACCAUCAUCAAUAACAGUGUCAGUCGAUAUUUCUGCUUAGCUCGCCGGCCGGCAAUGCUAUCUUUCUAUAUUGCUGUCACACUCUUAGCUGUGCCUUUCUGUACUGUACUUCUACUCACUAGCGGCCCAGCCAAUGUUGCAGAUAACAUAUCCCUCCAGCAGCAGAUAGCUCAGUUGAAAGAACGCCUGCGCCACGCCAAGAUGCUCAGCCAGGAACGGCUUCGAGACAUCACAUCCUUGCGCCAGAGUUUCGAUCACGUGCUUCAGUCGUCCAACCUCCGCAACAAGAUCAGCACAUCAAGGCAAAAUCCUAGCGUAUAUCUAGGCCGAGGAACACUUUGGCAACAACAGCAUGUAGUGUUAUACAGCAGCGUCGGACCUGGUGCGGUACCUGUGAGAAAAGACAAGGAAUUCGACGAAACGCUGGACUUGCAGUUGCCGUCUUUACAUCACUAUUUGCCUCAUCUGUUGAACAACUUCGAUGGCCUUCAACCAGCUCUUAAGAUCGCCGCUUCUCGUACUGGAGUGACUAUGGUAAUGGGUAUUCCUACUGUGAAGAGACCUAUUGAGAGUUACUUGAUUCCUACUCUCGAGAAUCUUAUAGAAAAUAUGGAUGAAAAGGAAAGAGAAGAUGCUUUAAUUAUUGUCUGUAUUGCCGAGAUUGACAAAAUAUAUGUGAAAGAACAAAGCCAAGAGAUUCAGAACCGGUUUCAGAAACAUAUAGAUUCAGGCCUGCUGGAAGUCAUAGCACCACCUGAAGGAUAUUAUCCUGAUUUUAAAAACUUGCGGAAUACAUUAGGUGAUCCAGUUGAAAGAGUCAGGUGGCGCACAAAGCAGAAUUUGGACUACGCAUAUUUGAUGAUGUAUGCCCAGGCAAAAGGGACGUUUUAUGUGCAGCUGGAGGAUGACAUUCUGACCAAACCGCAUUACUUGACGAUCAUGAAGAACUUCGCCUUCAAGAAAUUGAGGGAGAACAAAGACUGGAUCAUUCUGGAUUUCUGCCAACUGGGUUUUAUAGGUAAAAUGUUCAAAGCUGUAGAUCUGUCAAAGCUUGUGACAUUUUUUGCUAUAUUUCACAACGACAAGCCAGUGGAUUGGUUGCUAGACCAUAUGAUACAAACUAAAGUGUGCCGGUUUGAUAGAGAUAGCAAGGAUUGCCGGAAGCAGAAGGACAAUGUCUGGAUACACUACAGACCUUCUUUAUUUCAACAUGUAGGAACACAUUCAUCUCUGAAAGGAAAAGUCCAGAAACUUACGGAUAAGCAGUUUGGGAAGACUCUUACAAGAUAUCCACAUCGGAAUCCAGCAGCAGUGUUGAGGACAUCGCUGAAGACAUAUGGAGACCAUACGCUGUCCAGAGCAUACCGUGGGGAAACCUACUUCUGGUGUUUUACUCCAUCGAAAGGAGAUAACAUUACAUUCUACUUUUCGCCGCCCAUUCUCCUUGAGAG